This is a messenger RNA of Dunckerocampus dactyliophorus (ringed pipefish), 4709 nucleotides long. RefSeq names its product adhesion G-protein coupled receptor G2-like. Gene Ontology annotation, biological process: cell surface receptor signaling pathway; adenylate cyclase-activating G protein-coupled receptor signaling pathway. The transcript is spliced from 29 exons. The coding region runs from base 164 to 4024 and encodes 1286 amino acids. The record is from RefSeq and is a predicted model, not a curated record. NCBI's taxonomy places the organism in Eukaryota, Metazoa, Chordata, Actinopteri, Syngnathiformes, Syngnathidae. Gene Ontology annotation, molecular function: G protein-coupled receptor activity. Gene Ontology annotation, cellular component: membrane.
AGCCCUUGAACGCACCAUUGUACGUGCGCUAGCCUUCUCCCACACUGCACAGAUUGUCAACUAUACUGUAUUUUUAUGAGUUUUUUUCACUUCAUAUUUGCUCCCAAAUGCUGAUACUCUGUGGGAAUGCAUAAAGGUGGCCCAGAGCUAUGACAUUAGUGAAAUGUGGAUAAAAUCAUCUUCAAGAGGAUCUUCGUGCACAAACGUAUUCACCUUCCUUGUCAGAGUGAAAAAGCGAAGCUCACACUGGGCAAAGACCCUUCCUCUGCUUGUUCUACUCACAGGUCUUGCUUCCUGUAAUCACACUGCCACGACACCACCCUCUGUGAAAAGCGCACUAUACUACUUCAUUGACAUCACUGUUGAUGUGACCGGGCCCACGAAGAAUGAAUCGGAAAUCACUUCCUGGCUCCGACAGGUGUUCCAAACCAAGCGGGAGAGUUGCGUUUCUCCAAACGAAGGACACAACUCAACUGCUGCACCCACUACGUUGCCAGCUACGCCUGCAAAUGAGACAACAACUUUGUCACAAAACCACAGCACAACUUCACCAACAACAAAUGUGACCCAAGGCAACUUUACAACCACACUGCGGAGCAGGAACACUACUACUGCAGAAACAACAGUGCAGAGCAACAACACCACUGUGACACAAAACAUGACUGCAUCUAUAACCACAAUACAAAACAACACUACUGCAACUACAAUACAAAGCAAUACAACAAUACCCCCAACCGCAGUACAGAACACUACUGCUGUUACCGCCACCAUACAAAACAACAUCACUACUGCAGCUAUAACCUCAUUACAAAAUAACACUACUGCUGCUACAACCACCAUACAGAACAACACUACUGCGGCUAUAACCUCAUUACAAAACAACACUACUGCUGCUACAACCACCAUACAGAACAACACUACUGCGGCUAUAACCUCAUUACAAAACAACAGUACUGCUGCUGCAACCUCAUUACAAAACACAGCAGCAACAAGCAGAGCUGCAACAGAAGACGCUGACGCUGGCACGAGCGUUGACACCAGCCCCAUCACAGCCAACAAUGGAGAUGAAAAGGCAGAAAUAUUAAAUACCAGCCCGUCAAACAAGGCACGUUUUAUUCGAGACGUUGCACAGAGCAGCAAGUCAAGUGACUUAUUCCAGGGAGUUGAAGUCUCCUGUGCCAAGAAGACUCAAAUAAGAAGGACCAACUGCUUGGUGAUGCUGGCAUUGAAGGAGAGUGUGCUGCCAUGUUGCGUCCUCCAAAUGCUCUGCAAAGCUAAUAAAAAUUCAUCUGAUAUUCACGUGGAGGGAAAGAGAGCAAAUCGUUUGACUCCUUUGAGGGACACCUGCAGCGGUGAUCAUCUGGAGGAACACAUCUGUAUUUAUAAUUCAACCAAUUCAACAUGUCAAGAUUCAGAGUUUAGGGCGCCACCGUGUGGUUCAGAUAUGAAUAAACACUGCAGCUGCUUGUCUUACUGCAAUGGGGCUGAUGCAUAUUACACUUUUGAAAUAUCACUGAAAGACCCUAAGAUGAACCUCUCCUACCCUCUGUCACUGAUUUCCCAGUUAAACCAGAGCUGCUCUCCAACAGCAAAUGUGUCCUGCCCUUUGUCCACCGUUGCUUCUGAAUACAAGGAUGCCAUUGUGGACUGUGGACAGGCUGCAGCAGACCCUCACAUUUGCAGAGUGAUUUUACACUUGGCUCAUGAAGUUCCCAUCUGUAACGUGUCCGCAGCCAUAACGGCUGUGUUUCAGUCUCAGGAGAAUAUUACAUUUGAUGGCCGAACAACCAGGGCAGCGAUUUGUGGACAUUCAAAUGCCAGUGAGAACCUACUGGACUCCCGGUUGACAUGGAUGAACACUGACCUCCAGCAUGCAGACUUUUGCACGGCAGAGGAGGAGGGGGGCUCUUCCCCUUUCCUCGUCACUCAAACGUGUCAAGCAGGGAAUAACGUGGUGGUGGAGCUGAAGGAGCAAUGCGUUCCGGCAGUGUCAAGCACAGCCAGUUCAAAUGUGACAACCACACAACCGAACACAACCUCCACCAACACACCUUCACCCCCAGUGGACACAACAACGGCAUCGAACAGCACAUCCACUAACGACACUGAGAGCCAAGCUAGUGCUCUCCUUGAGCUGAGCUCUGAUGUGUCCAGACUCAACGCCAGUCAGGUGAACCAGCUGGUGUCUCAGCUGGAGGAUCUGUUGUCGGGUCCCAACGUGAGCCUGGCUCUGGCCAACAUAUCCAUCCACAUCGUUAGUAACCUGCUGGGCGCCUCCCCUGAGACAGUGGCCCAAUCGUCCAACAGAAUUAUUAGGAUUGUUGAAACGGUGGGCUUCAAGGUGGUCUUUGAAGGUGAAAACCAGACUCUCCUGGCACCUGCUUUGGCUCUGUCUGCCAAAGCAGUAGAUGGGAGCAACUUUCAGGAAGUCUUCUUCUCCAUCUUAGACCCCAGCGAUGUACAGGUUCGUGGGGAUUCCAGGCUCAGGAGGAACGUGAAGAACUCCUCCGCAUCCAUCCCUCAGGGCUCCGUCACACUGCCCCCCUCUUUAACCCAAAAUCUCACCUCGGAGGAGCAGCAGCUGGCCUCCAGAGUCCACUUCAGCUUCUACCAGAAAAGCACUGUAUUUCAGGACAGAUCUUUAGGAACACGGAGACUCAUCAGCGGCAUCCUGGGCGCGAGUGUUGCAAACAUGACAGUAACAGGCCUCCGCGAUGAUGUUGUGAUUCGCCUGAAGAACACUGAGCCAAUUCCCGCGAAUUUUGUGGCUUCAUGUGUCUUCUGGGACUUUGCAUUAAAUGACAGAAGCGGUGGUUGGAACACAAACGGCUGUCGUGUCCAAAACAGCACAGACAAUGUGACCGUCUGUGGCUGCAACCAUCUCACCAGCUUUGCUAUCCUGCUGGACCUCGCCAGGCAGCCUCUAACCAGUCGAGUCCAGGCCACCAUCCUGACCUUCAUCACAUACAUUGGCUGUGGGGUCUCUGCCAUUUUCCUGUCUUUGACCCUCCUCACAUACUUGGCCUAUGGCAAACUGCGCAAGGACAUCCCAUCUAAAAUCCUGAUCCAGCUGUGCCUGGCUCUCCUGCUACUCAACCUGGUCUUCCUGGUGGACGCUUGGCUGGCUCUGUACCCAGAUGCCAUGGGCCUCUGCAUCUCCACCGCCUGGUUCCUUCACUACUUCCUGCUGGUGGCCUUCACCUGGAUGGGCCUGGAGGCGAUGCACAUGUACCUGGCCAUCGUUAAGGUCUUCAACUCCUACAUGUCUCGCUACAUGCUCAAGUUUUCUGCUGUGGGCUGGGGUGUGCCCAUGAUUGUGGUCAUAAUUGUCAUAGCUGUGGACAAGGACAACUAUGGCCUGGUGUCCUAUGGGAGGUUUUCUGACGGCACAACUGAUGACUUCUGCUGGCUGAGAAACGACAUCGCCUUCUAUGUGGCGGUGGUGGCCUACUUCUGCAUUGUCUUCCUUUUCAACUUCAUCAUGUUUCUCGUUGUGCUGGUCCAGCUGUGCCGGAUGAAACGGCAGAACCCGCACAACUCACAGCACCGCACCGCAGGCCAGGACGUACGCAGUGUGGUGGGCAUCACAUUCCUGCUUGGCCUCACGUGGGGCUUUGCAUUCUUUGCCUGGGGGCCCGUCAACCUGCCCUUCAUGUACCUCUUUGCCAUAUGCAACUCCUUGCAAGGAUUUUUUAUAUUUGUGUUCCACUGUGCGGUGAAAGACGUGGUGAGGAGACAGUGGCAGACUUAUCUCUGUUGUGGCAAAAUGAGACUGGCAGAGAACUCCGAAUGGAGUCGCACAGCAACACAGAAGAUGGCAAAGAGGGCGUCCGUGACCAGAGUGACGUCUCUUCCCUCCUCGGCGCAGUCCAACAGCUCUUCCAGCACAUCAUCUUUCCUUGGUCACAACGUGGAGCUGACUCAAGGCAUAGGAAGUCCACUGGACGACAGAAUCAUGACAGCUGAUGAAGAGCCCAGCACUGAUGUCAUCCUCAACAGCAACAGAAACCAGCAGACACCCUGAUUGCUCAUUUGAAUGGGGACUAAACAGGAGCCAAAUAUUCAUAUUGAUGGUCUUUAUUUUUUUAAGCCCACAUUGCACUUAAUUUUCAUACAGUUGUCUACAUGAAUAAUUGUUGGAACACCACCCCCACUCAUGAAUGUUCCACUUGGUCCUUCAGUGUGUGGACACCAAAAGACUUCACUUCCUCAUAAUUGAUUUUAUUCUCAGAAGUCAUGACCACAAAACCACUACUAUGAACUUUCAUCUGACUCAAUAAUGACAUAUUCAGCAUAAACUCCAUUUUGUUCAAUGGUGAUGUCAAAUAUAAAUGUGCAGCUUACAAAAUGGUCAGUGUAAGUAAUGAGUAGUCACUGCAAUAUUGACUUUUCAUGACUGGUGCAUGAUACAAAUCGGUUUUGAACUUGCAACAAAGCCCCUUUUGAGUCAAGUAAAUGUAUCAAUUACUAUUUAAUCAUUUGGCUCGGCUUGUUUAAGCAAACAUGACUGAAGCUCGGUGCCGUCGAACAUGUCAAUAAACAUGCAGUAAAUGGCCUGCCUCAUCUUUAAUUACAAUAUGUCAAUGUUAGCAUUCCAUGUAGAAGCCAGUGUAAAUAUGAUUCAUGACUGCUUUCACAUUGUUGGAUGCUACUUUGAAAUCCUAGAAGCAUUCAUAUUAUGUGAUAUGCAGGUUCACAUGCUUCCUUAA